Molecule: messenger RNA, 672 nt
Organism: Angiostrongylus costaricensis
Lineage: Eukaryota; Metazoa; Nematoda; Chromadorea; Rhabditida; Metastrongylidae
Source: the annotation of a GenBank genome assembly
AUGCUGUCACAUGCCGUAUAUUCAGAAGGUGAAUGUGAAGCAGUUUUAAAUGAGUUCACGUCACUAAUCGAUGAGAAUUCGGAUUCAGUGGAACCUUUUUCUGAACUGAUAUCGGGCUAUUUCUUCGUUCUGCACAGGAUGACCACUGAUAACGUCAAACUGUUCUUCCGUGCAGUAUUCCGCCUCUAUGACAAUAGACCCUCAUUGGUCAUGCAAAAGAAUAAUUUGAAUGCCAUGAUUCCUUUGCUACUGCAUUCGGCAGACAAUGUGCAGCCGAUUUUCGGAGUUUUGGCAUCACUCAUUAAGCUGGAGGCAGAAUUAUUGCUGGAAUGGGACUGUUUUGAACCGCUCUUGCAACUCUCACUGUUUUCAAUCAAGGCUAGGAUAGCUGUUGGGAGUUUGGCAAAUCCUAGAAAUCUUGCUCGUUGGUGUCGUUUAUCUGUGUUGCAUAGGUCUUCCACAAGAGAGGAAGAGGCAGCGAUAGGAUUGCAAGAGGCAUGGCUGAGUGAUUAUACAAGCGAGAAGACACGAAGAGAUCGCUGGUCGCUCGUACUUUAUGCCUUAGUUGUUCAAUGUGUUCUGCGACGAGCAACCUUCUUCAACUGUGGACAAGAUUAUGCUAGAUCAGUUGUGGACCAAGAAGUUCUUGCUCAUGUUCGAAUGCCAGAGUGA